AUGCUCGCCCACACGAAAUGCCGGUGAUUCUCUCUCUCUCUCUCUCUCUCUCGCUCUCUCUUCCAAAAUUCGCUUUGAAUCCCAGUGGAAUUCUCGAUUUGAAGCUUCGAAUGGAAAUUGGUAGCAGUUGUUGAGGCUGUGGUUUUGGUUGCAGCUGCGAGCUCAAUCCAAGCAUAGAUCCGGGGCGCCAUUGCUCGAACACCUUCUUUCUUGGUCUAUUGACGAUUUUAGAGCUUCAAGGUAGCUCCUUUGUUGUGGUAAUGGUGUUUUAACUCUCGCUUUGGUGGUGUUUUUGAGUGGUGAUUGGAACUCGAAGAAUGGGAAUGUGUGUGUGAGGAGGGAUUCCCCUUGGAGAUCUGAAGAUCUCUGAUAGUGCGGAAGAAGGAAUUUUGGUAUCUGGAAUAUGUCAUCAUCUGGGAGUUCACUCAAGCAACAUUUGUCUGAGAAAACUGAUUUGUUUGGUCUUCAGCUAUGGGUCGUAAUUUCAAUAACUGUUAUGAUCUUGUUGAUUUUCAUUCUUACUGUACUAGUAAUAUGCAUUAAUGCUCAGAGCCGCAGGAGGAGAAGAGCUCCAAACAGGCUUCCUGUGACUCAAAUUCCUGCAGUGUCAAAGGAAAUCAGAGAAGUAAGGGUGGAGCAAGUUCCAGCAAAUGAUUUUGUCGCAAGUGAUGGUAUUCUUCUCACAAUUCAUGACAAGGCCAGGGAGAAUGAUUCUGAUAAGGUCAUGGUCCAUUUGGGUCUGGGAAAAUCAAGACCUGCUGAUAGUAACAGUCUUUCAGGCUCUUUUCACCACACUGAAAAAGAAGGUGGUUCCCUUUCGGGUGAAGAUGGAAAUUCUGGGAUAGUUUCUGUAUACAGGCCUGCUUCUUCAUCAUACCGCAUAACAGCUCCUUCACCUUUGACUGGACUCCCUGAGUUCUCUCAUCUUGGUUGGGGCCAUUGGUUUACAUUGCGAGACUUGGAGAUUGCAACCAAUCGUUUUUCAAGGGAAAAUAUACUCGGGGAGGGUGGUUAUGGUGUUGUGUAUCAUGGCCGUCUGAUAAAUGGAAGCCCAGUGGCUGUCAAGAGGCUCCUUAACAAUCUGGGUCAAGCAGAGAAGGAGUUUAGAGUCGAAGUUGAUGCAAUUGGGCUUGUUCGCCACAAGAACUUAGUUCGGCUUUUAGGGUACUGUGUUGAGGGCACUCACAGGAUGUUAGUGUAUGAGUACGUCAACAAUGGAAACCUGGAACAGUGGCUUCAUGGAGCAAUGCGCCAGAAGGGUACUCUCACCUGGGAGGCUCGAAUGAAGAUUCUCCUUGGCACAGCUAAGGCCCUUGCCUAUUUACAUGAGGCUAUUGAGCCAAAAGUGGUCCAUCGAGAUAUUAAGUCCAGCAACAUAUUGAUCGAUAAUGAUCUCAAUGCAAAAGUCUCUGACUUUGGUUUGGCGAAGCUUUUGGGUGCUGGAAAAAGCCACAUCACCACAAGAGUUAUGGGAACAUUUGGGUAUGUUGCACCUGAGUAUGCAAAUACUGGACUUUUAAAUGAAAAGAGUGACAUAUACAGUUUUGGGGUUGUUCUCUUGGAGGCAAUUACUGGUAGAGAUCCUGUUGAUUAUGGCCGCCCUGUACAUGAGGUAAAUCUUGUUGAUUGGCUCAAAAUGAUGGUUACCAAUAGGCGCUCAGAGGAAGUGGUAGACCCAAGUAUAGAGAUCAAACCAUCAACAAGAGCCCUCAAACGAGCUCUUUUAACUGCCUUGAGAUGUGUUGACCCUGAUUCAGAGAAACGACCGAAGAUGGGUCAAGUUGUUCUGAUGUUGGAAUCAGAAGAUCCAAUACCCCGUGAGGACCGGAGGAAUCGGCGGAAUCGUGGCGGGAGCAUAGAAAUUGAUUCUCAAAGAGAAAAUUCUGACACCGACAAGAGUGACAACCCCUGAUUCCAAGUCUAGCGGAACAAGAAACAGAUGAUCUUCAGAAGAAAAUUGAGAUAUUUAGAUUGCAUUUCAUGUCGAAUUUCGCACAUUAUAUGGAAGAAAUGCUCCUUCGGUACUUUGACACAUAAAGCUUUUGGCUAAACUAGGACAACGACCAGAUGAAGUCGUUCGAAUAUAGUAUAUUUCGUCUGUCAGUUUGGGAGAGGAUUGUUUGUGUAAGUAUGGCUUUCACUUAUAUAUUCUUGUGUACAGAUUAUAGCUUUUGGAGACUUUGAUGUUUAUUUCAUUUUCUUGAGAGGUAUAUGUCUUGUGUUUGUGUUUGUGUUUGUAUUGUUACAAUGUAUUUAGACUUGGAGGCGCUUCUUAAAUUGUUCAUAUGAAUGGAAACCUAUGCAUUUGAUUGGAUUUGG
This is a messenger RNA of Dioscorea cayenensis subsp. rotundata (Guinea yam), 2319 nucleotides long. RefSeq names its product probable receptor-like protein kinase At5g18500. The record is from RefSeq and is a predicted model, not a curated record. NCBI's taxonomy places the organism in Eukaryota, Viridiplantae, Streptophyta, Magnoliopsida, Dioscoreales, Dioscoreaceae. Gene Ontology annotation, biological process: protein phosphorylation. Gene Ontology annotation, molecular function: ATP binding; protein kinase activity. The transcript has 8 exons. The coding region runs from base 404 to 1912 and encodes 502 amino acids.